This is a messenger RNA of Arabis nemorensis, 279 nucleotides long. Lineage: Eukaryota; Viridiplantae; Streptophyta; Magnoliopsida; Brassicales; Brassicaceae. The record is from the annotation of a GenBank genome assembly.
AUGCUAGGUCGAUGCUGGGACGUGGUCAGAGUUCCCCAUCGGUUGGAGUAUUGGUCACGGGGUCGUGACCGGUAUCGGGAAGGUGUGGGACUUGGGUCGAUUCUAGGCUGGUACCAUACUACGAUCAUGGCUAGUAUUGGGGCUUUGCCGUGGCCAAUCGAGAACUUGCUCCAGCACGCAUGUGGGUCGAGGGUCGGUCAUAAUAUCGUGAUCUAUACUCGUGUCCGGUAUUGGGACUUCUCGGUUACGGGAUGUGAGAUACGGUAUUAUCGGUCAUAG